Molecule: messenger RNA, 879 nt
Organism: Cuscuta campestris
Lineage: Eukaryota; Viridiplantae; Streptophyta; Magnoliopsida; Solanales; Convolvulaceae
Source: the annotation of a GenBank genome assembly
CAAGGAAUGAAUCUCUGCGUUCUCCCGCCCUUUAAGCAACCUUCGCCCCCGCCUUUUCCUCAUCGUCUCCAUUCCUCUCUCAAUCCUCCUCUGAUCUGAUCUCUGUCCACAAACUAACAAACGCUAGUUUUCGGAGAGAUCGAUAUUGGAUACGAUGAUGUCUCCUUUACUAUUAUCUCCUCUCUCAAGCGGAUCGUCGUCGUCGCGCUUUGUCCAUCUCUGUCUUCUCUUGUUGAUCUCCAGCGCCGCUAGCGGGUCCCACGCCUGCCGCGACACCCCUCUCGUCAAUGCCCAUAAUGCCCUGCUCAGCCGCGGCGGCGGCGGAGGCGGCUCUAAUAAUUACAACAUCACAGACAAGCACUACUGGGUCUCAAGGACGAGGACAGGGAUCCACGGAUAUGUGAUAGCGGGGAUUUGGCUGUUGUGUGGGGUGGGGUUUGGAAGUUACAUAAUGAUCAAGAAUUCAAGGAGCUUAGGGGUAGCGGCGAACCAAAGGAGCGUGCACAAAUCCAAAAAGCUCAUAGACACAAUCCUUGAUGUCGGUUCUGAGGCUCAAGAAAUCAUGCAAAGGACGAAGAACAUAUUGUUAACUAUCCAGACUGUCCUCAACCCGUACAAUUCGGAAGCUCUUCGUGUGCUGAAUGUCACAACACAUUCACUCAGAAGAGAAUCGGUGUCGGUCAAACAAUUCAUAGACUCAAGCAGACACUCCAGCAAAGAAGCAAUUGUAGCUCUAUAUGUGACAAAUCUUGUCGUCGUGAUUGCCAAUUUGGCAUUUUUGGUCGCCGCAUUAGGUGAGAUGCAUGGGCACAACACAUGAAUUUAGACACUCAAAUUAGGUGUAAAUUUGAAUAUUUGUUUUGAGCUAAGUAAUGGGGA